Patiria miniata (bat star) is the source of this 860-nucleotide messenger RNA. RefSeq names its product gamma-glutamylcyclotransferase-like. Lineage: Eukaryota; Metazoa; Echinodermata; Asteroidea; Valvatida; Asterinidae. Gene Ontology annotation, molecular function: gamma-glutamylcyclotransferase activity. The record is from RefSeq and is a predicted model, not a curated record. The coding region runs from base 235 to 756 and encodes 173 amino acids. The transcript is spliced from 3 exons.
CCAGAACCCUGGAAUAGGAAAAUAUAAACGUGCAAAGGUUAAUCAGGAUCAUUAUCACUUCGAGUGCUGAAUUUCAGUUGUUGUGAUCACAUUGCACUUUGGUCGCCAUCUAAUCUUGCAGUUCACGUUUACGUUUCUGUGAGGACUAAAUUAAUUAUUUAUCGAAACAUUUAUGAUUUUCUAUGAGCUAUCGAGCUGACGCAGACGGACGGAAACAACCGAAAGCAAGCCAAGAUGAGUCUGUAUUUCACGUAUGCAAGCAACAUGUUGAGGGAACGAUUGCUCAUGAAUAAUAUAUCACUGGCAUUCGUCACGAUUGGCAAGCUGGCAAAUUACAGGUUACGUUUCGCUGAGCAUCCCAAGUGGCCGGCAGAGUUGACAUGGAAGGGCGCCAUGGCAACUAUUGACCAAUCAAAAGGGGACUCUGUAUGGGGCGUGGUCCUCAAAAUCAACAAAGCUGAUCUUCCGCUGCUCUAUGAGCAAGAGACCGUUAACAAAGGGUUCUACCGUCGCUUGGACCCCGUCACUAUCACGUCCCCAGGACCAGUCCCAGAAGAUCUGCGGUGCUUCACGCUGCAAAUGGUGGAUCCGAUCUUCGGAAAGAAACCCUCGCCACACUACCUGAAGGUUAUCCUUGCGGGAGCUAGGCAGAAAUGUCUACCGGAUGACUACCAGAAAUCCCUGGCCGACGUGGAGCACAACGGCUACGACGGGCCGCUGCCAUUGUUCGACGAGAUUAUGAAAAACGUUCACUAGUUAUGACUCAGUAAUCCUUAUUUGCGUAUUAUAACAUACAGAAAAACUCAGUAAUUAUGAGUUAAAGCCCGAGUCCAUCAUUUGCAGCUAUCCAAAAAGUAACU